This is a messenger RNA of Heteronotia binoei (common prickly gecko), 939 nucleotides long. RefSeq names its product olfactory receptor 10A7-like. The record is from RefSeq and is a predicted model, not a curated record. Gene Ontology annotation, biological process: G protein-coupled receptor signaling pathway. Bases 1 to 939 code for a protein of 312 amino acids. Gene Ontology annotation, cellular component: membrane. NCBI's taxonomy places the organism in Eukaryota, Metazoa, Chordata, Lepidosauria, Squamata, Gekkonidae. The transcript has a single exon. Gene Ontology annotation, molecular function: olfactory receptor activity; G protein-coupled receptor activity.
AUGCGGAGAAAUCAGUCAAGCACUAUAACAUUCAUCCUCCUAGGAUUUGGAAAUCGCCUAGAACUGCGAAUUAUCCUCUUCAUGUUAUUUUUAGCAAUCUAUAUUUUGGCUCUUAUGGGGAACCUCCUAAUCAUUGUACUAGUUAAAGCAGACCAGCACCUCCACACUCCCAUGUAUUUUUUCCUAAUGAAUUUGUCUAGCUUGGAGACUUGCUACAUUUCAACCAUUUUACCCAGGAUGCUGACCAGUUUCCUAACAGGUGACAGAUCCAUAUCAGUUGGGGGCUGUAUUACCCAAUAUUACUUUUUUGGUUUCUUUGCAGCCACUGAAUGUUACCUUCUGGCCAUGAUGUCAUACGAUCGUUAUUUGGCAAUCUGCAAACCUCUACACUACACGUCUCUUAUGACUGGGAAGCUCUGCUUGCAAUUGGCUUCUACAUCUUGGAUGAGUGGCUUACUGACCAACACCAUUAUAACCUCUUUUAUGUUACAAUUAACAUUUUGUGGACCCAAUGAAAUUGAUCAUUUCUUUUGUGACAUAUAUCCCAUCUCAAACCUCUCCUGUAGCAAUCCUUAUUUUGUAAAACUUGCAACUUUCAUUCUCGGCCUUAUGGGAACAGUCCCUCCUUUUGUGCUAACAUUGACUUCCUAUAUCUGCAUUAUUUUCACCAUCUUGAGAAUUCAGUCCAAAAGUGCACAACAGAAGGCCUUCUCCACCUGCUCUUCCCACCUCAUUGUUGUGACCCUCUUCUAUGGUUCGAUAUUCCUUGUCUAUAUUGUUCCUGAAACUAUGACCCUGAAGGAGCUACACAAAAUGUUCUCUUUGUUAUAUACAGUUCUGACCCCCAUGCUCAACCCACUCAUAUAUAGCUUGAGAAACCGAGAGGUGAAGGAAGCAUUUUACAGAUGCACCAGGAAAUUUAGCAACAGAGUUUCUUAA